AUGGUUACUGCGAACCUAUUGCCAUUAAUGGACUCAGACAAGGGUCCUACUGUGUCCAUAACUACAACAUCAAAGGGUUUGCAAGGCGUUAGGUACCCAAUAAGUAGUAAAAAUAAUCCUAAUCUUUUCGCCCUUUUUCUACUACCCCAAAAUGCAUGGCCUCAAUUGGCAUGCAGAAAAAGUGGGUACUUGCAGCCCAACUUUAAGUAUGGCGCCGUGCCUAAAGUGGUGGUGGGUGUAAUAAUUGGUUAUUUCCUUGGAAAAUUUAGUUACCAACAAAAGUGCGCAGAAAAACUAAUGCGAUUGCCCAAUUCAAGGCUAGGAGAAUUAUUAAAGCAGAGAAGAAAGGAUGGCGGCGUAAUGGGUAGGCUUAAUCCCGAUCAAGGGAUGGGAAUCGGGCUGGGCUUGAAUCCGUUUAAUUCAACAUUGUCAAGCACAAACGAAGAUCUUGGCCGAGAACUCCCUCGUAGCAGCGCUCUUAAUUUAGAUGUAGAAACUCGCCCUUCUAUUGCGGGGCUUGAUGAUAUUUAUCGGCCUACAUUAGAUAAUCCAUCUCCAUUCUACGAAACCGAUGUACCAAUCGACCAAGCAAAACACGGAUUGAGUUACGAGGAGCUACGGAAGAAAAAUCGCGAGGAGUAUGAGAAAAAACAGCAAAAUCCAUAUUCUCGCCCUUUGUCAGCAAAUGCACCAGUGGUUAUAAGAGAGAAUGAAGCAUUGAAAGCACCUUUUGGCUCCGAUUCCAAUACAUCAACCUCAACCCGGGGUCACAAAAAUAAAUAUGGCGACACGUGGACUGAUUAGUUUAAAAAUUCUGUUCAGUACAUUUUUAUUGCACGUUAAAAAUUGUUAUCAAAGUGUUAAUGCUGAUAUAUAUACUGCAUAAUUGUUAUCCCUGUGAUGUAAGUGGAAUUAAUUCGAAAUUUCAAUCUAAUUUCCCAACUUCGUGCAGGUAAGCUCCAAGAAG
Rhagoletis pomonella (apple maggot) is the source of this 967-nucleotide messenger RNA. Its product is annotated as OCIA domain-containing protein 1-like. The record is from RefSeq and is a predicted model, not a curated record. NCBI's taxonomy places the organism in Eukaryota, Metazoa, Arthropoda, Insecta, Diptera, Tephritidae. The transcript is spliced from 5 exons. Gene Ontology annotation, cellular component: endosome. Bases 1 to 804 code for a protein of 267 amino acids.